AUGGUAUCGGCCAUUCAUUAUAAUAGUAAUCCAACAUCUCCAUUAAAGCAAGGAUAUCAAGAAGAUAAUGAUAAUGAUAAUGAUAAAGAACAAUUAAUUAUAUCAAUAAUUAAUCCUGAUUUUAUUUAUAAUAAACAUAAUGAAUCAAUAUUUGAUGAUGAAAGAUUAUUUCCAAGUUUACAAAAUACAUGUUUAGUUAAAUUCGAUGAUAAUAAUUCAGAAUUAAUUAAUAAUGCCACAUUAAAGGCAUUAAUUGUACAAUUAACAUCACCAGAAGUUAUAGAUUAUAAUUUAAUUUGUGAUUUCUUCUUAACCUAUAGAAUCUUUGUUAAUAGUGAAAAAAUCAUGAAUCUUUUACUUACAAGAUUAAUUUGGUCAUUACAAUAUAUUAAUUCUGAUCAAGAAUCAAAUAUUAAAGUUGGAAAACUUGUAUUAUUAAGAACUUUUGUGGUAAUUAGACAUUGGAUUAUAAAUUAUUUUAUUGAUGAUUUUGAUUCCAAUUCUAAUUUAUGUGAUUUAUUUUCUUCAACUAUUAAUAGUAUUACUAAUGAAUCUAAUUUAAUAAGGAAAUCUAAAACAACCAAUAAUAAUAAUAAUAAUAAUAAUAAUAAUAAUAAUAAUAAUAAUAAUAAUAAUAAUGAAUUAGAAGAUGAUCCAAAUUUUAUGAUGUUUGAAAAGAAAAUCUUUACUGAUUUAAAGAUUCAUUGGUUAAAUUUAUUAAUUGAAUUUUGGCAAUUAAAUAUUGAUAUAGAAAAUUUAAUUGGUAAUAAAUUAGUUUUAAAUUAUCCUUUACCAUUAACUAAUGAAGCCGGGAAUUUUAAAAAAUUAUCUAAAUCAGCUACUGAUAUGUCAAUUCAUACUAAUGCUUCUUAUAGAAGAUCAGCUAUGCUUUCAUUAUAUGAUCAUCAAAAGACUCAUCAUAAAAUGCUUAUAUUUGAUAAUGAAAAUUCGGUAAGUAAUAAUGAUGAAAAUCCUCAAUAUUCAAUUAAUAAUUUAUUAUUACAACAUCAUUCAUCAAGAGUAUCAAUAAAUAAUAAACUUCAAGAAUUUCUUAAUAAUGGAACUAAUAUACAUACACCUCUUAAACGACAUCAUAAUCAUUUGAAUCUUAAAGAUUCUUCUCUAUCAUUAAAGAAAACUACCAUAACUGAAAUUGAAAAUAAAGAGAAUUUAAAUAUUCCAUCAACUCCAUCUAAACAAAAAUUAAUUUCCAAUAAUUCCCCAUUAGCAAAUACAGGAUUUUCAACUAGUGGGAAUAUAAAACUUCCAACAUCUAAAGUUGGAAAUAUAUUACCUCCAACCCCUGUAAAACGAAUGGAAUGUAUAAUUAAACUUGAUCAUUCAAUAUCUUCUAAUAAUUUAAAUGUUUCACCAACAAAAAAGCCUAAUUUCUUUGCUAGACCUCAAACAACUUAUGUUGAAGAACAUGAAGAAUUUGGUAGGAAAAGGUCAAUUAAGAAAUUUGUUGAUGGAUGGAAGAAAUCCAUAACUAAUUCCAAAUCUCAAUCAGAUUCUUUACUGAUACCUACUAAUCAAGAUAAUAAUGAUGAUAAGAAUGAAGAAUUAAAUCAAAAUCAAUUGAAUGAUAAUGUAAUUAAUAAUGUAAUUAAUAAUGUAGAUAAUGGUAUUGGUCCAAGAGUUGAUAUCUUAAGUGCUCGAAUUAUUGAUGAAUUAGAAUUCUUAAUUCGAUAUUAUCUUCAUAUUGAUUCCGGUACUGAUACUAUAGUUGAACAUAGUUCUGAUUCUAAUCUUUAUAAUCAUAGUAAUAAUAAUUCUAUUCAUGAUAAAUUUGUUGAUGUUGAUUUAGAUGAUUUAGAUUUACAUGAUCAAGAUUCUCCUGCUAAAAGACCUAAAAUUAUUAGUCAUGGACAAGGUGAAAGUCAUGAACAAGUUGAAGAAAUUCUUGAUGAUAAUAGUGAUAUGGAUAUUAAUGAUUUAUCAGAAUUAAAUAUUAUUAAGAUUGAUAAUCUUAUUAAUGUUAAUGAACCAGAAGUAUCUAAAUUGUCUAGUAAAAGAAUUUCAACAGAUAAUUUACUUGUAGGUAUAUCACAAGAAUCAUCAUUUCAAAGACCUGUAAGUCUUAAUUGGAAUGAUGAAGGUAAUCUUGAUCUUGAUAAUUCUGAAGAUAAUGAAAUUUUUCAAGAUAGUGUUUCUCAUCGUAGUACAUUUGGAGGUGAAGUUCAAUUAAAGAAUUCUGAAAUGGAAAUUGAUGAUGAUUUUGUUUUCCAACAAGAUAAUGAAGUAAAUAAAGCAAAAACUAAUAGUACUUAUGGUUCAUCUAUUUCAACUCCUAGUAAUAUGACACAAUAUGGAGAAGAAAUUGCUGAUUUAGGAAUUGCUAUGAGUCCUCAACUGAUGCAACAAAAGAUAAGAAGAAUAAGUUUUAGUGAAAGUAUUAAAUCUAGAAGUAGAAAAAGAACUUCAACAUCAACUGGUUCAAUGUUUAAACGAGAUUCAGUUAAAUCUUAUCUUAGUUAUGAUUCUGCUUUCUCAAUGUCUAAUGGAUCUCAUAAUAAUUCAUUUAAGAAUGAUGAUAAUUUUGAUUUUGGGUUACGUAAGAAGAAUGGGUUCAAUAAUUUACGAACUCUUGUUAAAGAUGAGGAUGAGGAGGAAGAUGAAGUAGAACAUGAAGCUGAUAAUGAGGAUGAAGCUGAAAAUAAAAAUGUUAAAUCAACAUCAAGAACUUCAUCACUUCAUAGAAGUGUUAGAUUUAGUACCUUAUGUGCAUUAACAGAAUUACCAUUUAGUGAAUUUCCUAGAACUUCUAUGAGUGCCAGUGAAAUGUUAAUUUCAGCAAUUCAAAGAACUUCAAAACUGUCUAUUGAUGGUGGUAAUGAUUCAUCAAUCUUUUCUGUAGCUCUUAAAAGUAAAAAGAAUUCCAUUAAGACCAAUAAUGAUAGUAAUAAUUCAUCAGCUAAUUCUGUGGCAAUUCCAGGUAUAAGUAAUUAUGUAUUAAAAGAAUUAGCUGCUAUACCAGAUGAAUCAUUUCAAUCAACUAAUCCAGUUGAUUUUGCUUUAUUUAAAUUAGAAGGUAAACAAAGUUCUGAUAAAGUAAUAAAUUCUAAAACAAAUGUAAAUGAAGAAGAAACUGAAAAUCAAGCUAAUAAUACUCAAGAAAUUCUUCGGGAAAUUCAAAAUGCCAAUACUUUAGAUGCUAUAGAUUAUACUCAAAUUGAUGUUACAAUGGAAGUACCUGUAACUCCAAUCAAAUUACCUAAUAAUAAUCGUUUACCUAUAGAAGAAGGUGCAUCUACAUCAACUCCUAAUCAUCAAGAAAAUGUUAUUAUUAUUAAUAAUUCUAAUUCUAAUUCUAAUUCUAAUUCUAAUGGUAAUAGUAGAUCUACAAGUCCUGGUAUAAAGUCUCCUGAUAAAAUUUUAGAAAAUUAUGUUAUGUCAUCAGAUAAUUUAACUAUUGAAAGAGUUAUUGAAAAUAAUUUACAUAUCUCAUUUGUAUUAAGUUAUGAUUCAAAAUCAUUAGCUGAACAUUUUACAGUUAUUGAAAAGGAUAUGUUACAAGAAAUUGAUUGGAAAGAAUUAAUUGAACUUAAAUGGAAUAAAGAUUUACGACCUGUUAAUAGUUGGUUAGAAAUUAUUGUUAAUGAUAAUUUCUAUAGUAAGAAUAAAGGAGUUAAUUUAGUUAUAGCUAGAUUUAAUUUAAUGGUUAAUUGGAUUAUUUCAGAAAUUCUUUUAACAAAAGAUAGACAAGAAAGAAUUCAUAUAAUUUCUAGAUUUAUUCAUAUUGCUCAAAAUUGUUAUUCACUUCAAAAUUAUUCAACUUUAAUGCAAAUUAUAUUGGCAUUAACUUCAGAAAAGGUUCAAAAAUUAAAGGAAACUUGGAAAAAUUUACCUCCUGGUGAUAUAUUACUUCUUAAAAAUUUAGAAGAAUUAUCUUCACCUUUAAAAAAUUUCAUUAAUAUUAGAAUAUCUAUUAAUCAAAUGAAACCAUCUAAAGGUUGUGUACCAUUUGUGGGAUUAUAUUUAUCUGAUUUAAUCUUUAAUGCAGAAAGACCAACAUUUAUUAAGAAAAAACUUAAUCCAAAGGAUGAAAAUAAUACAUCUAAUAAUGAUAUAAGUAGUACCACAUUAAAUUCUGAAAAUGAAGAUGAUUUAAUUAAUUUUUCAAAAUUCCGUACUGCAGUACAUAUAGUUAAAUCUUUAUCACAAUGUAUAGAAUGGUCAUCUAAUUAUGAAAUUCUGAUCAAUUCUGAAUUAUUGUCAAAGUGCUUAUAUGUUAAAUCAUUAGAUGAAGAUGAAAUGAAUUAUUGUCUAGACGUUCUUGUUGAAAAAUGA
Messenger RNA from Scheffersomyces amazonensis, 4290 nucleotides. RefSeq names its product mitotic regulator (gene LTE1). NCBI's taxonomy places the organism in Eukaryota, Fungi, Ascomycota, Pichiomycetes, Serinales, Debaryomycetaceae. Gene Ontology annotation, cellular component: plasma membrane. The record is from RefSeq and is a predicted model, not a curated record. The transcript has 4 exons. Bases 1 to 4290 code for a protein of 1429 amino acids. Gene Ontology annotation, biological process: Ras protein signal transduction; positive regulation of GTPase activity. Gene Ontology annotation, molecular function: guanyl-nucleotide exchange factor activity.